CGAAGAGUUUGUCAAGCAGGAUGCCAUGGCGCCAUGUCGAAAGGCGUGGCGCCAGAUGCUAUUUCUUUGAGCCGCUGGCUCAAGGGCCGGAGCUGGCCACAGGCAUUGCUCCUCUUUCAGAAGACCCAGCAAAGCCGGGUCCAACCAGACUUGGUUGCUGUCAAUUCUCUUCUCGCUGCACUGCGACCAGCGUGGGCCUGGGCAUUGUGCAUCCUCGGCGGCGCUGCAAGGCGCUUGAACAUCGUUUCCACCAGCACAGUAAUCAAAACCCUCACAGAGAAGUGGCUGCGGGGCCUUGAUCUUCUGCGUUUCUCGCAGCAGCGAAGACUUCAGGCAGAUCUUGUUGCCGUCAACUCCCUGCUCAUCAGCAGCUGCAAAGGACAAGAAUGGGAACGUUCAUUGGAGCUGGCUGCUGAGAUGCACCGUGCCAAUUUGGGCGCCGACUGCUACACCCAAGACGCAACACUCAUGGCUGCCACACGAGGGCAAAGAUGGACUCUGGCGCUGCAACUGUCAUCAUUCGCUAGCCUUACUAGCCUUGUGAGCUACAACGCUGCGUUGAAUGCGCUCUCCAAGUCUUUGAAGUGGUCAAACACACUCGCCUUGCUGAUGUUUGCUGAAGCCACACGAAUGGUGCUGGACUACCAGGCACUUUGCGUGGGCCUCGGCGCCAUGUCCUUUCGCUGGCGAAGAGCUUUGAGCAUAGUGAGAAGAUCAGGGCAGGCUGAGAGCUUUCUGCCAGUGGUGGUGCAGGCCCUCGCUGCGGCAUCUGAAAGUGCGCAGGCAAUAAAGUUACUCCGCUCAGCACGGCAAAGUCCUGGCCUGGUCACCUUCAAUGCAGCGCUGCGUGCCUGCAAAGAGGCAAACGAGGCCUUGGCGCUACUGGACGAUGCGCAGCAGGCAUCGCUGCAGCCAACUUGCGUUAGCUUGAUCGCUGCCUGCUCAAACACUCACGGCUGGCAUUCCCGGCAGGUGCUCUCUCGGCUCCAGCAGUACCUUGGCCACGAGUGCCAGGAAGAUGUCAACGCCUUGGUCUCUGCUGCAGAUCUCCUGCAGGAGAGCCAGGCGCUGACAGCCCCAUGCCAAGGCGUUUGCCAGAGCCUUGCUUCUGCGCCCGCGGUGAAGCGGCUGAUUGCCAUUCUUCAUCAAGGGGUGCCGCCUGGGCGCUUCAAAGAUCCAAUCCUGGAGCGGCAGCAGUCUUUGGGGGUCGCGACCCAGCACGCUCUGCAGGAGCUCCGAUUCCGCUCUCGCGGCGGCUGCUGGGUGCCGCAAGCGCAGCGCGCCCUGCGUACAGCCUGCGGCGCCGCUGCAAAGCUGAAGGCCUCAGCGCAGUUGGCCUGGACCCAGGCAGGCGCUUUUGCAGCCGACGUAACUUGGUCGAAGUGGGAAGGAGUGAAAGGCAGGCGCAUUGGCAGCCUUGGCUUUCUCAAGGGCGCGCAGCAACAGCUAUGA
Molecule: messenger RNA, 1452 nt
Organism: Effrenium voratum
Lineage: Eukaryota; Dinophyceae; Suessiales; Symbiodiniaceae
Source: the annotation of a GenBank genome assembly